AUGGAGAAAGGAUCACCCUGCAAGAGCAUCCUAUUGUUAUGUGGUGAUUAUAUGGAAGAUUUCGAGGCAAUGAUUCCUUUUCAAGCAUUGCAAGCUUUUGGAAUUUCUGUUCACGCAGCUUGUCCCGGCAAGAAAGCCGGUGAAUUCUGUCGAACUUCCAUUCAUAUUCUCUCUGGCAAUCAGAAUAACUUUGAGAGAAUUGGGCACAAUUUUAUACUAAACAAAACUUUUGAUGAAAUUGAGCUAAGCAAGUACGAUGGGCUGGUGAUCCCGGGAGGGCGAGCACCGGAAUAUCUUGCUGUGAAUGACUCUGUUGUGAACUUAGUGAGCAAGUUUUCAACAUUUGGUAAACCAUUGGCAGCCAUUUGCCAUGGGCCUUUGGUAUUGGCAGCUGCAGAUGCGAUUCGAAGUCGAAAGUGCACGGCUUUUCUUGAUCACAUGGAAGAUUAUCAAGUAACAGUUCCAUUUCAUAGUCUUCAAGCUCUCGGGUGCCAAGUUGAAGCAACUUGUCCUUACAAGAAGGCGGGUGAGACCUGCCUAAAUGUUGUCCAUGAUUUUGAAGAAGGGUCACAAACUUAUAGUGAAAAGCCUGGCCAACAUUUUACUGUAACACUUGAUUUCGAUAGUUUAAACGAGUUGAAGUUCGAUGCUCUUGUGAUUCCCGGAGGCCGAGCAGCAGAAGUUUUGGCACUAGACGAAAGAAUCAUCGAAUUCGUGAAAGACUUCAUGGGUUGUAACAAGCCUGUUGCAUCUAUUGGCCAUGGUCAACAAAUUUUGGCUGCUGCUGGUGUUUUGAAGGGAAGGAAAUGUACGGCACAUCCUGCAGUGAAACUGGAUGUGGUUAUGGCAGGGGGAACCUGGCUCGAACCAACUCCUGUGGACCGUAGCUUCGUUGAUGGAAAUCUGGUGACCGCAGCAACUUGGUCUGACCACCCUCAGUUCAUCUCUCAGCUCAUGGCCUUACUUGGCAUCUCUGUUUCCUUCAAUUAA
Messenger RNA from Carica papaya (papaya), 990 nucleotides. NCBI's taxonomy places the organism in Eukaryota, Viridiplantae, Streptophyta, Magnoliopsida, Brassicales, Caricaceae. The record is from RefSeq and is a predicted model, not a curated record.